UCCGAACGUGAGGUCAACGCUCAUAGCAACGUGAAAAUGACUCUACUCCAAGUCGCAGUUGCUGCUUUUCCCGAUACGCCUAUGCUAUUGUGCGCACUCGUGGUGCUUUUCCUCCUUAUUCUAUGGAAACAACACAAGACUAACGGCCUCCCCCCGGGUCCCUGGGGUCUCCCAGUUUUCGGGGUUCUCCCCUUCCUCGGGAGAGAUCCUCACCUCGUCAUGAUGGGAUGGCGACAUAUUCAGCGUAUUUUAUGCGCCGAUUACUGUGCGCGGCAGAGGGCUCAGCGAGAAUUUACCUUAAAAUACCUAGCAAAAGCUGACACCGAGAAACAAACUGAGGAUGAGAUAGACGCUCUGCUGCAGUACAUCCGAGAUACAAAUGGCGAACCUUUUGAUUUCAACAGCACCAUCAGUGCCACUAUAUCCAGCAUCAUAGAGAGUAUCUUGUUCGGAAGCAAACUUGAGCAAGAAGGCCCAAAUGUCAAAAUUUUGGUCGAUUCAAUACAAGCUGCAUCCAGAUUAAGCGCCCAGGCCUCGUUUCAGAACUUCCUGCCAUUUCUUUCGUUUUUACCGCAGUGUAGAAAUGGAAACGAGGCAUGGAAGGUAUUUGCAAGCCACGUCACAAGGCUGCUGGAACGGCACAUAUUGGGUUAUGAUGCACGCGCCACGAGAGGCCUGGUCGAUGCUUUUCUGCACCAAUCAAAACGCGGUGACUCGGAGAAUUAUUUUGCUUUCAAUGAUGAUGAUCUAAUAGCAAACUGCCAGACGCUGUAUAUUGGGGGAUCGGAAACCACUUCGACCACAUUAACUUGGGGAAUGUUGUUCCUCUUAUCAAACCCUGACGUCUGUGAAAAGAUCAAUGCAGAAUUGGAAGAAGUCGUAGGAAAGACACGACGCCCCAGUCUUGCCGACAGGCCGAAUCUCCCCUACGUUAACGCUACGCUAAUGGAAAUACAACGCUGCAAUUAUAUUGGACCGCUGUCGCUUCCUCAUAAAGCUAUACGUGAUACCACUAUUAAUGGCUACGUGAUUCCUGAGGGAACACCAAUUCUGGCAAACUUUUGGUCUGUGUUCAUGAAUGAAAAAAAUUGGCCCAAUCCUCGUGAAUUUCGACCUUCAAGGUUUUUAGACGAAGAUGGAAACUUGAAAAAGAUCGAGACUUUCAUCCCCUUUUCCCUAGGAAAGCGAUCCUGCCCGGGAGAGACUGUUGCUCGUCAGGAAAUGUUUCUGGUCGUUACUGCUUUGGUUCAGGCAUUCACGUUCCACGUGCCAGAGGGAGAGGCGAUUCCAGAUCCAGAUGGUAGCUUAGGACUCAUGUACGAGCCCCCGAGAUACCGGGUAUGUGCCAGACCAAGGGACUAAUUUAUAUCGCGACUCCUAGCCACCGGGAUUGCUGUGAGCAUAUGUGGAAGAUAGCAUACGUAAUAAAUUUUGAAGAAAUAAAUUUUGAAAUGCUGUCGCCUCCAUGAAUAUAUAUCUUUUUGUCCCUUUCGUUUGGGGAGCAAACAACUUUCUGCGCUUGAUUGUUUGUUGGUUAAUUAACAAUGUGAGAUGAAUUCGGCUGAUGGCCACACCCACCAAAUCCGUUUGGGAAAAUAAUUCACAUACCCAUUUUGCUGAAGCUCUUGGUGACAUGCAGACAUAAGGGAAUACUGAGUACUUGAUUUCACAUGCUCGCUCACCCGAUGAGGCGUUACCCUUACUUGAUGAACUGUU
Molecule: messenger RNA, 1716 nt
Organism: Lingula anatina
Lineage: Eukaryota; Metazoa; Brachiopoda; Lingulata; Lingulida; Lingulidae
Product: cytochrome P450 2J4
Biological process (GO): xenobiotic metabolic process
Cellular component (GO): intracellular membrane-bounded organelle; cytoplasm
Molecular function (GO): oxidoreductase activity, acting on paired donors, with incorporation or reduction of molecular oxygen, reduced flavin or flavoprotein as one donor, and incorporation of one atom of oxygen; steroid hydroxylase activity; heme binding
Source: RefSeq, a predicted model, not a curated record